Messenger RNA from Prorocentrum cordatum, 1607 nucleotides. The record is from the annotation of a GenBank genome assembly. Lineage: Eukaryota; Dinophyceae; Prorocentrales; Prorocentraceae.
GCCUUCGGCGGCGCAAGCAGCCUCUGCCGCCGCUCCGAAGGAUCCCCCCGCCCCGUCAGGUACACCGAGGCGUGGCUCUGCCUGCUGCAGCAGGCGACCGCCGAGGCAGUGCGCGAGGCCGCGGCCGCCGCCGAGCAGCAGCAGCUGGCGGCGAGGCCGCAGGCGGACGGCCCGCCGAGGCCGCGGCCGCCCUGGGCGCCCGCGGCUCCGCCCGAAGAGCACCCGCUGGCGUCGCUCGGCAGCAACGCGACAGGCGCGGCCGCGUGCGCGGCGGCAGGCGCCUCUGGCGGGGCACACGGCCUCGCAGAGAAGGUGGCCCCAGCCGUCUCCAGAUUCAGCGUGUGCGUGCCCAAGCAGUACCCGGGCGUGCAGUACCGGAAGUCGAAAAACCUCUCCGACCGGUACCAGCGCUACGCGGAGCACGGCAGCGUCGUCGCCGGCGUCAUAGAGGGGGAGUGGCUGAAGCUCAACAGCAAGGUCUUCCUGCCAGUGAGGGUGAACGGGAUGCAGAUCCUCGAGCCUCUGGCCGACGACGCCAGCGACUCCAAGGCAGGGGGCGCUGCCCACGCUCACCUCGUGGAGGGCCAUAUCCAGAGGCAGAGUCCACGGAUCGCCAGCCCAUGCCUGCGCGCCCCCGCGAGGUACAUCCUGGGGGCUGCGCGCGGCAACGCGGCGGAGGAGCUCGGUCGGGCGCUGGCGGCCUACGACUCGAGCCUGGCCGCCCCGGGGGGGGCCACGAACGCCAGCGCCCGGCGGAUGUCUGCGGAGGCCCUGCUGAGGCUGGGGCGCUACGAGGAGGCGUUCGGCGUGUUCUCCCGGCUGGCCGAGGCGAGGGAGGCCGCGGCAGCGUGGGAGGACCCGGGCUGGGGCAGCCUGGAGGUGCCGCCGUUCCGCCUGCGGCACGACGCGGCGCUCUGCGCUCGCCUGGCGUCGCUGGGGCGGCUGGACGCGGCCGCGGCCGAGGAUUCGGCGGCGGCCGCGCUGGAGGAGGUGGCCGGUCGCGUGGAGGCGCGGUGCGGCGGCGACUGCCGGCGGUACCCGUCGCGGAGCAGAAGGCGGCACGGAGAGGUGGCGCUCUUGAGGAGGGGCCUCUUCGACGACCUCGGCCGCUCCAGCGCGGGCUACCCGGCGGCGCGGCUCGCGGCGUGGAGCGGCGCGGGCGGCUGCCCGCCGGACCCGCUGAACGCUUCCGUGGACUGGGCCGCCGUGUCCGAGGACCCUGGGAGACUUACCUGGCCAGCCAGCUCGUCGUGGUGGACGACUUCUUCGCCCCGGAGGCCCUGGAGGAGCUCUGGGCAUACUCGGAGAACGCGCCCUGCUUCCGGACGGUGAGGAACGGCUUCCUGGGUGCCUUCCCCGGCGACGGGAACGUGCACCCCGUCAUCUUGUCGGCCGCGCGGUCGCUGGAGCGCAGGAUGUCCGCAGUGCUGCGCGGCCACCCCCUCGGCCUGUGGUGGCUGUUCAAGUACACCGCGUCCUCGCCGAACGGCAUCGCCAUCCCGGCGGCGCUCCUGCGCGGGGCCGGCGCGAGGGGGGGGCCGCCCCCGCCGCGAGGGCACGCGAGAGGCCCCUCUCGGAGGGCGGGGGCCCUGCUCCGGGAAGGCCCC